AUGGCGUGCACCACCCGUCGCGGACGACAACAACCGGGCUUCGCAUGCGAGGAGUGUCGCCGUCGCAAGGCCCGCUGUGACCGCGUCCGUCCGAAAUGCGGAUUCUGCACGGAGAACGAGUUGCAAUGCGUCUUCGUCGACAAGAGACAGCAGAGGGGCCCGGUCAAGGGGCAGAUCAACUCGAUGCAGUCGCAGCUGGCAACGCUUCGGUGGCAGCUGGAUCGGUAUCUGAGGCAACGGCCAGACCAUCCCAUAGCCAUGACCGUCGAGUCGGAUGAGCCGCCGACGGAUAUCCAGACGAUGCUGGACGACUUUGAUGUGCAGGUUGCGGCGUUGAAUCAGGAUGGCGCAAUGGCUACUACCACGGCUCUUAUGCCGGCAACCACCACAACCUCAAAUGACGCUCCUGCUGGUCUGUCAUGGCCGGACGCCACUUGGUUGGACUGCCAGUGGCAGGAAAUCAGCACCAGCUUGAUCCCACCAGACCUAACGGCUGUCUCCACGACCACUGCGUUGACCGACCCGCUGAGCCUGGAUAUUCUCAAUGAAAGCCCUCCCCCUCCUACCACAGCCGACUCGAGUUCUUCGAGAGUGAAGAUGACCGAUCUCAUCCGGGCGGAACUGGACCAACUCUACUUUGACCGCGUCCACGCCUUCUGUCCCAUCAUCCACCGUCGACGAUACUUUACUCUCGUCGCACAAACCAGUACCCCCGCGCAGGUCUGCCUGCAGUCUGCGAUGCGGACUCUCGCAGCAGCCAUGUCUUCUCAUUACCAGCUCGGCGAGCAGCUCUACUCGGAGACCAGAGUCUUGCUAGAAACACACAGCCAGACGCCGGCUACCCCUCGAGAUAAGAUCCCCCUCGAGCACAUCCAGGCCUGGCUGCUGCUGAGCCACUACGAAUUACUCCGAAUGGGGGUCCAUCAGGCCAUGCUUACGGCCGGUCGGGCCUUCCGUCUUGUGCAGAUGGCACGAUUGUCCGAGCUCGACGCCAGUGCUGAUCUGCAGCUCUCCCCGGUUUCUCCGUCGCCUUCUUUGUCACUAUCGCUGUCGUCUGGUGUGGAAUCUUCCGAGAGCUUUGUCGAUGCCGAAGAAGGGCGACGGACGUUUUGGCUUGCGUUUUGCUUUGAUCGCCUUCUUUGCUUGCAGAAUGAAUGGCCUUUGACUUUACAAGAAGAAAUGAUCUCGACUCGUCUCCCAUGCCCCGAACACAACUAUCAAAACAACCUCCCCAUCCGCACUCCCUUUCUCCCCGAAGCGAUGGCCCAGACUGGCCAGAACACCCUCUCCCCCUUCUCCGAAUGUAUUAUUAUGGCGACUCUCCACGGCCGGUGCAUGACCCACCGCCGCUUCUACGCAAACCCGAACAACACCAAUGCCUCUGAUUUUGAGUCCGGACCUACAAAACGCGACUUCUGCAUCCGCCAGAACUGGCUUUCCAAUGCCGUUGACCGACGGGUGCAGACGUUAUCGCAGAUGCCUUCACCGACCGUGGACAGUGAUCCGAUGCUCCUGUUUACGCACAUGCUGGGUUACCGCGCGACCGUCCAUAUCAGCAACACAAUGCAGCAAGUCUCGUGGCGGACUUCCUCAGUCGACCAGCAGCUCCUAGGCCCUGGGACACCGGUCUCAGUCUCAGCUGUCGCAUACCAACAACGCGCCGCGCAUGCCGCGGGGGAAAUUGUCCGGCUGGCAAAGGCCGUGCCGGCGCUGAGUCCGUUCAAGGCGCACCCUUUUUUACCGGAUGCCCUGGCAUGCGCGGCUACGUUUCUUUCGAUUCAUGGCUCGGGGUCUGCCGGCGAGGCAGUGCAGCACGUGCUGCGCGUACUGGGGGAGUUGCAGGAUACGCACAGCCUGGCUAGGGACUACUUGCAGGGGUUGCAGACGCCGGGCGAAGGCAAUAGACAGGAUACAUGGUUUCUCCAAUAG
Messenger RNA from Aspergillus mulundensis, 1929 nucleotides. RefSeq names its product Asperfuranone cluster transcription factor afoA. The transcript is spliced from 4 exons. Gene Ontology annotation, cellular component: nucleus. Lineage: Eukaryota; Fungi; Ascomycota; Eurotiomycetes; Eurotiales; Aspergillaceae. Gene Ontology annotation, molecular function: DNA-binding transcription factor activity, RNA polymerase II-specific; zinc ion binding; DNA binding. The coding region runs from base 1 to 1929 and encodes 642 amino acids. The record is from RefSeq and is a predicted model, not a curated record. Gene Ontology annotation, biological process: regulation of DNA-templated transcription; DNA-templated transcription.